GAGUGAUCAUUUGCCUCUCAAGCAGCCUCUGGUCAUCUGCCUUUGAGCCAUCAAGAUGCCGAUGUCUUCUCUUCCAGCAGCUAUUUUGUCUCACAUGACAGCUAUUAACAAUGUGCCUCCUCCUCCACUUCACAGUAUACCAAACUUGAAAAAGUCUAAGCACAUUAAUUAUGGCCAGUUGAAUGCAUUAUGCCACAUUAGAGGACAACACAGCCGGAGUAUGAGCAAUAUCUUAUCAGCUCACGAUACAUUUAUGAAGCAAUAUCCUAAAGUAUUCCUGCACCAAAAACCCAGACUUCCUAAACUUUUCAAACAGGAGGAACAAAGGGAACUCAAUGAAGGCAAAGAGGAAAGUCAACAUCAACAACCUGAUGAUUCUAACAAUAUAGCUGUCCAUGUUCAGAGAGCACAUGGUGGCCAUAUUUUAUAUAGACCAAAAAGAGCGACAGAGAAAUUUGAAGAAUUCCUAGCUAUCUUAAAGAAAUUGCCCAUUCACAGGACGCCAUAUGAACACAAAACUGUGUGGAAGUUCCUGAAAACAAUUCCAGAUUUAACCUUUCAGCUAAAUGAUAAGCAUCUGAAAACACUUAGUAAGACUGUCUUUUCAGAAACCUGGUUGAAAGGCAGCACAGUGGUUGCAAAUGAUGGAUUUUAUGUAAUACUGAAAGGCCUAGCUCGACCUCAAACAAACGUGUAUAAAAAUCUGAUUGAAGAAAGUGACUCACCAGACUCGUUCAUACCUCAGAGUUUCCACAGCUUCAUUUGGAGUGAAGAAUUCAAAAACUCUACACUUGCUGAGAUGUACCUACCUUCAUAUGACUCAAUGCUUAGCAAAUGGAGUACCUUUGGGACUCUGGAAGUUAUACCUCAGAUUGAAUCAGAAACACAGAUGUUCUCGGUGGUGACAGAAGACGAUUGUGAAAUUCUUAAAAUCCCAGCAAAGGGAUAUGCAAAGAUAAAGGAGGAAAAAAUAAAACUUGAAAAUAUGCAAAAGUUGAAAUUAAUCCGUAAGUGUCCUUAUUAUGAGGAAUGGCCUACUUUAUCCAUAUAUGAGCUAAUUGCACUCCUUAAAUGGAAAAAAUUUCCUCCAGGUCAUGUGAUAGUGGAAAGUGGAAAUAUAAUUUCUUUUGUGGGUUAUAUUAACUCUGGAUGCUGUAACAUUUAUAGAAGUAUUAUAGGAUUUGUGAAACUACGAUCAAAUAAAGUGAAAAGAUCUCAAAAACUUGUUUAUAUGGGGAAACUUAAGGAGAAGGAGUCCUUUGGUGAGAUUAGCGUCCUUCUUCAAGUUCCUUUCACGUGCACAAUCAUUACCAAAAAAGAAGUUGAGAUGGCAGUCAUUGAAGAUAAGGACCUAUUUGAAUUAGACCCAGUGACCAAGCAACUUAUGCUCCAAACAGCUAAACCAACUUUUGGCCAUCUGACAGAUAAGUCAGGAGCACAGCAAUAUUGAAGAGGGCAACACACAGCUAGGAGAACACAUGCGGCCUGGAGACUGUGCUCUUGGCAUUCCCUGCUUACUGGAGUUGUUGACAUUUAAAGACAGAAAAGAACAUGGGAUAGCAAAACGGAAGAAGCUUGUAGGCGUAAUGUUUCUUCACCCCACAAUGCCUGUGGUAUGUGUAUCUUUUCCAGCUUCUUUUUUGGCACUCGAUGGGUGACAAGUUACAGAGCAGACUGAACUUUCAAAAUAAAGAAAGGAAUUAUUUUUGUUUUCUCAUAUUUUUUCCUAUUUAGCUUAUUCAAAACAAAUGCAUGAGUCUCAAUAUGGAAUACAUGACAGGCUCCCCUCUGGGGCUUUCUGAGGUUAUAUUUGUUCUCCCACGACCCUCUGAAGUUUCUAACCCAGGAUAUUUCAAAUGAAUGUCAGGCACUUACAUUUUAUAAAGUUUCAUAAGAGAUUAUGCUAAAACUCCUUUCAAACUUGGGAACAUUUUCCUGGCAUCAAUUCUAAACUUAAAAAAAAAUAAACUCUUGUUGUUUAGUCCUGAAAUAAAAGCCAAACUAAUUUUUAAGACCCUUAGCCAAAUCCAGGUUGCCUGUUUAAGUCUGUAUACUUUUCUUAUCUUAGCCCUUAUCUUUCAAAAGAUGAGGAUCAUCCCGUUUUAGUUCCACUAGCUCUUAAAUUCGUUGGUUUUGUACUGGAUAAGAAAAAAUAAAAUAGUAAUAUUAGAAAAAGUCAGGAAGGAUAACCCAGAAAUAACCGUCACUUAUUUUCACUCAGUUAAGAAUCAGUGGUUGAGAAGUUUUGAAAACAUACUGUUUAGCCCUUUGCUUAGAUGUAAAACUUUUAAAACUCUCUUUUAAAAAACCCUUUUAAAAUGUACAUAUUAUGGAAAAUAUACGAAGAUAAAGCUGAAUAUAAUAAAUGACUAAAUUUUUGUUG
Molecule: messenger RNA, 2383 nt
Organism: Gorilla gorilla gorilla (western lowland gorilla)
Lineage: Eukaryota; Metazoa; Chordata; Mammalia; Primates; Hominidae
Gene: CNBD1
Product: cyclic nucleotide binding domain containing 1
Exons: 12
Coding region: 56-1450 (464 amino acids)
Source: RefSeq, a predicted model, not a curated record